This is a messenger RNA of Penaeus vannamei (Pacific white shrimp), 2287 nucleotides long. Its product is annotated as E3 ubiquitin-protein ligase RNF14. Gene Ontology annotation, molecular function: ubiquitin conjugating enzyme binding; zinc ion binding; ubiquitin protein ligase activity. Gene Ontology annotation, biological process: positive regulation of proteasomal ubiquitin-dependent protein catabolic process; ubiquitin-dependent protein catabolic process; protein polyubiquitination. Lineage: Eukaryota; Metazoa; Arthropoda; Malacostraca; Decapoda; Penaeidae. The record is from RefSeq and is a predicted model, not a curated record. Gene Ontology annotation, cellular component: ubiquitin ligase complex; cytoplasm.
GAGAGAAUAAAAUGCGCCCGUAGCCCGUCUCCCGAGUCAGCUGUUCUCGCUGUAAACAAGAGGAGGAGGAACACAGUCAUACCUCCUCUUUUUCUACAUUAUUUAUCAACGUUGAAAGUUACAGGAACUCAAGAGUAUGUCUCUUGAUGGAGAAGAGCAAGAUGAUGAACUGCUGGCCUUAGCAAGCAUAUAUGAGGACUCCUUUGUAUCAGCAUUGGAUCAUGAUGCAGAAGAAGACUUGGCUGUGAAAGAUGAGGUCUUAAAGGGAGGAGAACUUGCGAUACACUUAGAUUUACCUCCGGAGUUCUCAAUUCUUUCUAAAAGAGUGGGGGAAAAUGAUGAAGUGCUUGAACAGAGGCUUGUGGUGGAACAUUUGCCUCCACUCUACCUUCACUUCACAUAUCCCUCCACAUACCCCUCGGAGCAUCCACCAAACUUCACACUCUCCUGCAAGUGGCUUAAUCGUGCACAGUUAACUCAGCUCUGCACCCAGUUGGAUGCUCAAUGGGAAGAGAACAAAGGAAGUGUUAUCAUGUUCACCUGGGCCCAGUUCCUGAAAGACAGCAGUCUCGAAAGCCUUGGUUUUACAGAUGAAUUAAAUUUAGAUAUUAUUAAGCCUGUUCAGAGCAUGAACAUUGGUGACGGGGCAUUACAACAGGAGGUUCAGGGGGAAACUGGUGCUAAUGGUGAUGAAGGCAAAAUCUGUGAUAAUUCCCAUAGUGAUAAUAGUGGCAAAACUGAAGGAGCUGCAGUUGUAAGUGAAGCAGGACAUGGUAGCCUGAGCCUUGAUUCUCGAACUAUUCAGGACAUUGCUCCAAACACAAAUAUGCUCAGAUUGCUGCGUGACUAUGAUGAAGACAUGAGAAGGAAAGUCUUCAGUAAUAAGAAUUUUGAAUGUAAAGUUUGCUUUAUGGAUAAGCUAGGGAGUCAUUGUUUAGAGUUCUGGCCUUGCCAUCAUGUAUAUUGUAAAGACUGUAUGGCAUCAUAUUUUGAGGUGCAGAUCAAUGAGGGAAACAUCAAGUUCCUCAGAUGUCCUGAGGAUGACUGUGAAUCAGAAGCCAACCCAAAACAGGUUCAAGAGCUUGUCUCAGAAGAUAUGUACAAGAGAUGGGAUGAAAUGUUGCUCAACACUACACUGUCUGCAUUGGGUGAUAUCCAGCCUUGCCCAAGGAUGCACUGCCAGUAUCCUGUGACUAUAGAAGAAGGCCAAGGGUCCUGUCCUUCAUGCAAGUUUGUCUUCUGUGGUUUGUGCAGAUUUGGGUGGCAUGGGAUUGAGCCUUGUAAGCUGAAGAAGACUGAAGCAAGGCAAGCCUUAGAUCUGUAUGUAAGUGGAGAUGCUGAUGCCAAGCGUGAACUUGAAAGAAGAUUUGGCAAGAAGUACAUGGAAUUGCUGAUGAACGAGUACCUUUCCCUGAACUACUUGGAAGAGAAUUCAAAGCAGUGCCCCAAAUGCUGUGCCAAGAUUGAGAAAAUCUCUGGUUGCAACAAGAUGACUUGUCACCGUUGCAGAGUAGAUUUCUGCUGGCUGUGUAUGCUCUAUUUAGACAAAGAACGUCCUUAUGAUCAUUUCAACAAAGCGAAUGGAGCUUGUUAUGAUAGGCUGUUUGAAGGUGUUGAGGAUGAAGAUGAUGAUUGGUAGUAUGAUUAAGGCCAUUAAGAAUCUAGAAUACUGUGAUUAAGAUAAAAAAAAAAAGAAUUAUAAAAACUGUCUUUAACCCAUUGGCACUGGCGCACAUGCACUGUGCACAAGUAGUUUUCUUUUGUCAGUUUUGUAUACACAUAGAUGUCUACAGAAGUGCUUAGUCACUAAUAUGUCAAUUAUUUGGCCUACUUGCCCUCAUCUUUUUAUUUCAUUUCUUGAUUAGUCAGGAUUUUCAGGUUAGUAAUAUAUGUAUAUAUUUUUUUCUUCAUUAAAAUUCAAGGAAUGGGUUAAACAGGUGAGAUAAAAUAGGCCUGUCAUUGAUUCCUUGAUGACUAUAGACUUCCAAAACUAUGUAUGUGUAAAUAGAAUUGAUAUAAUAAAAUCACUGUGUCAUCAGAUUAAGGCGCACAGUUCAGAGAUAGCAACAAGUGUCUUAUUCAAGAUAGAUAUAUAGUAGAUAAAUUAUUUUUUUAACUUAAUGAUAUGUAACACAGUAAGUCAUAGAAAGUUAGCUACUUUUUAUUUCUUCUUUUUCAGUCUUUCUUUCUGUUUUUUCUUUUUCUUUUUUUUCUACUUUUUUUUUUUACCUUGCUAAUCAUUCAUUGAAAAAUAAUAGCAAGGAACAAAGUUGUUAAUGAACUGCAA